AUGGUCUGUACAAAAAACAUCAGAUCCCCUAAAACUUCGGCUGCAGUGACGUACGCCAUUAUGCUGACUUUAGUAACAAUACUAGCCGCCAAGAACCCCCAUCAAGCCACUAUUUAUACGUGGCAGUUAGCUCGCACCAUUGAUGGAACAGUGAUCAGCCGAAUUAGCAACCCUGGCAGCCCUAAAUUUGUUUUUGACCCAUGUAAACUCUUUGGGAAAACCUGGAAUCUACCACAAGCUGUGAAUACCUAUUUGGGAGGGGGAAGGGCAGGGCUUAGGGGCUUCAGUUGUGGUAAUUUAGACCUGGAACAAGGGCUACGGUAUAGUCAACAUUACAUCUGUCUGCAAAAAAGUGCCUUAAUGUGUGGGGGAGAGGAUGAUUAUUUCUGUUACAGUUGGGGCUGUGAAACCAUAGCCCCAUGGAAAAAUGUAGACUGUUUAUUAAAGGUCACAAGGGAGACAAGGCCAGAAGCUCCUAUUAAAGAUUGUGCAAUUGGGAACUGUAACCCUGUUACUUUUAAACCACAGCAGUAUUGGGAAGAUUCCCAGUGGUUGGGGGGAAAAAUGUGGGGAUUGCGCCUAUAUGUAUCAGGAUAUGACCCUGGAGUGUUAUUCACUAUUCAAAAAAGAAAAAUUCCUAAACCCUUAAAUCCAAUAGGCCCCCUGGACCCCAUCAACAUCAAAAUACCUGUAACAACUACUCCUUUCCCACUUACCCGUCCUUACUCCACCACAAAGAGCUGUCCCUUAUCUCCAAAAGCAACUCCCCUUCCUCCACCUCCAAACUCCCGACAAGAGUCUCUAUUCAAUACACUUAAACUCAUGUUCAAAUUCUUAAACCAAACUUCCCCCAACUUAACUAAAGACUGCUGGCUAUGCCUAAACCCCGAACCACCCUAUUAUACAGGCCUAGGAGCUAACCGUAGUAUAGGAAACCCCUCUCCAAGUUGCACAGUAGCCUUGAAAAACAACAGCCUUGGAACAAUGGUAGCUGUGACAAAACAGCAGCCUAGCAGCCACAGCUGGCGAGGGUUGUCUGGGAAUGCUGCUCUGCUGCCUUCUACGGGGAGCUUAACUUGUCCCGCCCGCUGCCCGGAUGGGACCGCCAGAGUUCAGAAAGGAGAUGUGGCAUUACUAAACUGUACAGCCGUCGUGAAAACCAGCAAUGAGACGCUUACAGAUAAAAAUCCUGUGUCAAAAAGUAUCUUCAUUCUUGCAGGUCCUGAUUUGAAGGAAGACCUUCAGAAACUUAAACGUUGUCAGACAGGUGAAGCAAAAUUGACAAAAGGAUUUAAUCUAGCUGCCGGAUUCAUCAUUCACACAGUGGGACCUAAGUACAAAAGCCGCUAUUGCACAGCAGCUGAGAGUUCCCCGUACAGCUGCUACAGAAAAGUACUUUAGCUGGCAAAAGAGCACUCAAUGUCUUCCAUUGGAUUCUAUGUCAUCAAUUCUGCAAAACAAGCUUAUCCUUUAGAGAAUGCAACACACACUGCACUUCGCACUGUAAGGAGAUUCCUAGAGAUACAUGGGGAGACCAUUGAAAAAGUAGUAUUUGCUGUUUCUGAACUUGAAGAGGCUAUCUACCAAAAGCCACUACCUCUGUAUUUCCCUAGAUCAUUGAAAGAGGAAAGUCUGUCAUUGCCAUACCUUCCUGCAGUUAUUGGAAAUGCAGAAGGGGAACCUGUGGCAUCUGAACAGCAGAUUAGAAUAAGUGGAAAACCUGGUGCUCCCUAGGAUGACCAGGAAGAGGAGGAUGAAGACCUUGGAGUUGAUCUCUCUUUCAUUGGCUCUCAUGCGUUUGCUCGAAUGGAAGGAGAUAUUGAUAAGCAAAGAAGACUGAUCCUACAGGGACAGUUAUAAGAAGCAGCACUGCAGAAGCAGCAUCAAAGAAAUUAUAAUCGAUGGUUAUGUCAAACAAGAUCUGAGGAUCUAUCUGAUAUUGCUUCUCUAAAAGCCUUAUACCAAACAGGUGUUGAUAACUGUGGCCGCACAGUGAUGGUGGUAGUUGGAAGAAACAUUCCUGUAACAUUAAUAGAUAUAGACAAGGCUCUCUUAUAUUUUAUCCAUGUAAUGGAUCACAUUGCUGUGAAAGAAUAGUUACUGUAUUUUCACACUCUCACCAGCAAAUACAAUCACCUGGACUCUGACUUCCUGAAGAAACUCUACGAUGUUGUUGAUGUCGAGUACAAGAGGAAAUUGAAGGCUGUAUAUUUUGUUCAUCCAACAUUUUGUUCAAAGGUAUCAACAUGGUUUUUCACCACCUUUUCUGUCUCAGGACUGAAAGACAAAAUCCACCAUAUGGACAGCCUCCACCAGCUAUUUUCUGUCAUAUCCCCAGAACAGAUUGACUUUCCUCCUUUUGUCCUUGCAUAUGAUGCCAGGGAAAACAGACCUUACUAUACAUCAUAUCCUCCAUCACCAGAUUUGUGA
Molecule: messenger RNA, 2430 nt
Organism: Choloepus didactylus (southern two-toed sloth)
Lineage: Eukaryota; Metazoa; Chordata; Mammalia; Pilosa; Megalonychidae
Product: ganglioside-induced differentiation-associated protein 2-like
Source: RefSeq, a predicted model, not a curated record